AUGGUAUGUAUGAAAUUUUGCAACUCAUCCAUAGAAAACAGUAUCCAGUUGACCCUCCCACAGAGCCACCAACAACAGCUGUCCGCUGUACCUGAGAACUCGGUUGUUACAACCUGGCAACAGCCGAUUGUCACGCAACAACAACAACAGCAGCAGCAGCAAGCCUACUUCGUUUCACGAUUGGCCGGGGAACUUCUAGUUUCUCGGACUGACAAUAUGAACCUACGCCACAUAAGCCGGCAGUCACAGGAAGAUGCCUUCUGCUGGCACCAAGAGUACGAGCGCCUUCUCGGUGAGUAUUGGAAGGUUUCGGAACAUAAUGCUGCCCUUUUGGGUCAGGUUUCGAGACUGAAAGAGCAGCUCCGGUCAGCUAGGUCCAGGCAAGGUACCCAGAGAGCUCGUCGCGAUAGUGGAAGCGCUGUUGUGUCGACUUUGAAAGUAGAAGGCGCCUCGGGCACCAUGAGCAACGCGAUUGUAGGCAGUGGAACGAGUGAGGGCAUCAAACAAGAGGUCAAUGCACACCUAGAUGGUGAACGAAGUUAA
Molecule: messenger RNA, 543 nt
Organism: Fusarium mangiferae
Lineage: Eukaryota; Fungi; Ascomycota; Sordariomycetes; Hypocreales; Nectriaceae
Exons: 1
Coding region: 1-543 (180 amino acids)
Source: RefSeq, a predicted model, not a curated record